This is a messenger RNA of Trifolium pratense (red clover), 510 nucleotides long. RefSeq lists its product as uncharacterized. The record is from RefSeq and is a predicted model, not a curated record. Gene Ontology annotation, molecular function: nucleic acid binding. Bases 1 to 510 code for a protein of 169 amino acids. The transcript has a single exon. Lineage: Eukaryota; Viridiplantae; Streptophyta; Magnoliopsida; Fabales; Fabaceae.
AUGGUCAAGUGGUCAAGUGGAAGAAAGAUGGUGGAAUUUGCCCAACAGACUGGUUUUAAACUUUUAACUUCUACACCAUAUUAUGCACAAGCAAAUGGUCAAGUGAAAGCAGCUAAUAAAAUUAUUAUUGGCUUGAUUAGAAAGCAUAUUGCCCAAAGGCCUAGAAAUUGGAAUAAGACUUUAGAUCAAGUUUUAUGGGCAUGCAGAAAUUCUCCAAAGGAAUCAACUAACACCACACCUUUUCGACUAACAUAUGGGCACGAUGCAGUCUUGCCAGUCGAAAUACAUCUACAAUCAGUUAGAAUUCAAAGGCAGAUGAAAAUCCCAAGAGAUCACCAUUGGGAUAUGAUGUUAGAUGAAUUAGUUGAUUUAGAUGAGGAGAGGAUAAAAGCUUUAGAAAUGUUAUCUCGACAGAAAGAAAGAGUUGCUAAAGCUUAUAACAAAAAGGUUAAGUCUAAAUCCUUUUCUAGGCCAAGACUUGACCUUUCCACCAGUAAUUGCUUGACAUAG